Messenger RNA from Aureobasidium pullulans EXF-150, 1260 nucleotides. RefSeq lists its product as uncharacterized. Lineage: Eukaryota; Fungi; Ascomycota; Dothideomycetes; Dothideales; Saccotheciaceae. The transcript has 3 exons. Bases 49 to 876 code for a protein of 275 amino acids. The record is from RefSeq and is a predicted model, not a curated record.
AGUCAAUCCAAUUCACACAAAGACUCUCAUUGAGACAAUCGCACAACUAUGCCGUCCGACUCCGAACUGUCCGACGUUGCAGUUCCCUCUGAUGCUAUCUUGGAAAAGACCUUGCGCGAUAUCGUACGCAAGGCCGAAGUCGAUCCUAUUACUGUCAAGAGAGUGCGCACCGCUGCUGAAGAACGUCUGGGCCUAGAUGCCGGCUUCUUCAAGAAUCAUGACGUUUGGAACGAGCAAAGCAAGGAAAUUAUAGAGGAUGCAUUCAACGAGCCCUCUCAGAAAUCUCCCUCACCCGAGCCCACCCCACAAAAGAAACCAACUGCUUCCAAGCCCAAGACAACAAAGCGAGCCUCCACGACCAAGGCAAAGACAGCCCCUAAGCGCCAGAAACGUUCAUCGUCCGAGUCCGACCAUUCCGAGUUCGAGUCCGAGGAAGAGAAACCCAAGCCGAAGUCAACUCAAAAGAAGCCUACAGCUGUCUCAAAACGUGUAAGUAAGCAGACAGUUGAAUCGGAGAACGAGGAAGAAGUCGGAAACAAUGGACCAGAACACCCGGAUGAUGAAUCAAUGACCGAGGCACAAGAGGAGGAGGUGAAAGAUGAAACCAAAGCUGCGGAUGAAUCCGAGAGCGAGAUGUCGGUAGUCCUGGACGAAGCGCCACCGAAGAAACAGCGCAAGAAGAGCACCAGCACCGACAGCAAGGCCAAGGCGAAGCCAAAGGCUAAGCCAAAGACCACCAAAGCUGCUGCAAAGGCCACAAAGGAUGAGACUCCAGACGAAGCCGAGAUUAAGCGUCUUCAAGGUUGGCUGCUCAAGUGUGGCAUCAGAAAGCAGUGGUCCCGUAUAUUGGCUCAGCAUGGAUGGACGCUAUUCUGAGCAGAAGGCCAAUGCUAUAAAGGAACGCCGUGAACUCGAAGCCGACCUGGAAGCUGUACAGCAGGGAAACAAGCAGUGGGGUAAUGAGGAAGACAGCGGUGAGGAUGGCGAGUCCGAGGAAGUUGAAACUGCCCCAAAGCCUCAACGCAGAGCAGCAGCGGCAGCCAGAUUCGUCGAUUUCAGCGACGAGGAUGAUGAUGACGAGUAAUGAGUACUAAAUCCCUGACCCUCUCAAUAGCUCAUCGCUGAGCAGUUGAUCGUUGAGCGACUAUGCUGAAAGCAGCGACCGAAGAGAUGAACAAAACCAAGUUGUAGAACUAGAUGCAUACUUAUAAGCAUGUAUUCUAUCAAAACAUCAUAAUACUUCACAAGCUCUCAAUGGGG